Dichomitus squalens LYAD-421 SS1 is the source of this 162-nucleotide messenger RNA. RefSeq lists its product as uncharacterized. Bases 1 to 162 code for a protein of 53 amino acids. The transcript has 2 exons. The record is from RefSeq and is a predicted model, not a curated record. Lineage: Eukaryota; Fungi; Basidiomycota; Agaricomycetes; Polyporales; Polyporaceae.
AUGACUCCCUACGACCUCCGCUCUCUCAACAUCCCCUUGCUCAACGAGUCCUACCCCCACCUUUGGCGCGCGGCUUCUAUGGAGAAGGAAGCUAUGGAACCAAGUGCGAACCUGUUGGCAGCGUACGACGACGAUCCACAGGCCGUAAUCGUCGAUCUGUAG